AUCUCUGAGUUACAAUGGAGCAAAAUCCAAAGUCUGUAAGAAUGUGGAUAAUCACCUGCCUUUUGUUCAUUUUGGGUCAAGGUAAGAAUGACAGAGACUUUAAGAUGUGUGGAACAUGGCGCCAUGGCAAUGCAUCCCGAAAUCUGAAAUAUGAUUUGAAAACAGGCUGUAAAGAAAUUGAGAUUUCAGCCAAUGAGAGCACACUCUCAGUUCAGGGCAGUAUCACAGCCACGUGCACGCGAUCUUCAUCCAUUCCUCUAAAAUCAAACCCUCUUCAAAAUCAAAGUAAUUUCUGUGUGUUCUGGGAGCCGCUGCUGGACCUGCUGAUAGUCCAGACCAAAUGAAAUAAAAAAAACCUGCGUGAAUCACAUGGCCUUCAAGGAAACUGCUGCACUGACCUCUCACAAGGAAAUCACAAAAAUGCUGCUUUGUAUGGUAUUGUAAAUGGCAGCAUCCACGGUGAUACCAUCAGAUAUGAUGUCAUGGAAAAAUAUACAUUUCGAGGAGACACAAUCAACUGCAAGAAAAAAUUCUGUGAUGAGGCAAGUAAGAAGCCCAAUGGAGCAAAGAUGAUAGAGGAAGUAGUGAUGAAAUCCAAUAAAACAGGUCGUGUGGAUCUACCUUGUGCUCAGAGCACAGUCAUUGAGAUGAAAGAGGGCUUCACAGGACUCAGUUUAACUCUGCCAGUUCCUCAAACUGUACCACCAAACAUGAUACCCUCCGUUUAUCUUCCCUCCUGUCUGAAAUCCCAAUCAAGGAACACAUCCAAAGUGGUGUGUACUUACUACCAAAACAAGACCUUGUUCCAGGGGGGAUCGUCUGAUGUAGUUCUUCUGGAUGACAUAGUUGGACUCUCUGUGGAGAACGAGAUCAUCAAAAACCUCCCAGAACGUGUCAGAAUCAGGUUUCAUCACUCUGCUCUCCCACUUAACCAUUCUAGAAGAUGUGUUUCAUGGGACACAAGAAAAAAUAAUGAAGUGACCUGGAGAUAUGACGGCUGUUAUACUGUUAAAAUCCACGACACAGAGACAGAAUGUUGCUGUAAUCAUCUCACAUACUUUGCUAUUCUUGUGCAAGUGGAACAGAAGGCUACAGUUCGCCAUCUAAAGGCUCUGAAUUACAUCACCGCUCUGUGCUGUGCCCUUACCUAACUUAUCUCUUGUUCAGUGAAAUUCUAUUGGUCUCUGUAUUCCAAAAGAGGGAAGAAAACCCAGACCUCACUGGUUCACCGUGGUCUAGUGGUGGCGAUAUUUCUUCUGUGCUUGUUCUUCAUUCUAACUGGUACACUGGCCAAUGUAGGAAAUAAAAACAUUUGUAAGAUAACAGGGUCCCUUCUGCAUUAUGCGCUGCUUAGUACCCUCUGCUGGAUGGCCAUGGAAGUGUUUCACACAUUCUUGCUGAUCCGCAAGGUGUUCAACUCAACUAUCCCGACAUGGAUAUUUUACUUGGUAGGCUUUGGUCUCCCGGUUCUGCUGGUCGGUAUUCUGCUCUUGAUACAGGAUAUUUAUAAGGUGGAUAUUUAUGGCGAAAGGGAGAUUGUACCAAGUGAUGAUGUCAACAAUCCUUACCGCAUGUGCUGGAUGUUGGAGAAUGAAAAGAGCCUGUUGGCUCAUUACAUCAUAAAUGUUGGCUUACUAGCUGUUGUGGUGAGCUCUGGAUCAGUCAUGCUUUUCCUUGUGGUGAGGGAGAUCCGCAACCGACCUGACUGGAAGAAGAUUCAUGUGGCUUUUCUCAGUAUAUGGGGUCUCACCUGUCUGUUUGGCACAACAUGGGGCCUGGGUUUCCUGGAUUUUGGCCCCCUGUCAGAGGCCAUUCUCUUCCUCUUCUGUAUUAUCAAUUCCUUACAAGGAUUUUUUCUCAUGCUGCGAUACUAUGCUCUUGAACGGAUGAAAAAGAAAGAUAGGUCCAUUUCGGAUGAGAACAUCUCUAUAUCCAAAAAACACCAUAUUACACACACACAAAAAAAGAGUUAAAAGUCUGGUGAUGGAUGCUCAAACAGUGUCUCUCUGAAAUUGCCAAAUUUCACUUCUUUCAGAGAUGUUACCAUGAAAGAUUAUUCACAAAGGGCAUUGGUAAAGAUCCUUUCUCAUCCUGCUGGUCAGGGUGUUGAAGGUUCCUCAGAUGACAUUGCACUGAUAUUGGGUCACAGAGCUGCAGGUAGAUAAGCUGAAAUGCUUCACCUGUCAUAAGCUGAAUUUCUGUAUUCAUUUUCUAAGUAUGAGGUAUAUUCUAAGUAUGAUGUAUGAUAGUCUGUUCAGCCUUGCACUUUAGCUUUUUUACUACUGUGUAAAACUGCUGUAUUCAUUGUGAGAUGUGAAAAGGUGUUCUAGCAAAUCUCUUUUAAUGAUGAAUAAAAAAUCAUUUCAUUUUUUGGUCAAAAAAUUCAAUUUUGUGAGAUAAGUUGUAAGUUAAAACUGCCAAAAAGGCGCAUUCCUUGUGUAUUUUUAAGAUUACAGUAAAUGAGCUCAGAAACUGUGUUCUGUCAGAAGCAAGUAAGUUGCACUUUUGUCAUGAAAUAGAGUAAAGCACAAACUUUGUGUUUUGUUUUGAGUAUUUGUGUAUUUGUAUGUGUAUUUCUGCUGUAAUAUAAUAUAGAAUAUAUAAAAUCAAUAUUAUUGGUGUUUGGUGAAUAUUU
Messenger RNA from Cyprinus carpio (common carp), 2635 nucleotides. RefSeq names its product adhesion G protein-coupled receptor G1 (gene adgrg1). Gene Ontology annotation, molecular function: G protein-coupled receptor activity. Gene Ontology annotation, cellular component: membrane. The transcript is spliced from 14 exons. NCBI's taxonomy places the organism in Eukaryota, Metazoa, Chordata, Actinopteri, Cypriniformes, Cyprinidae. Gene Ontology annotation, biological process: cell surface receptor signaling pathway; adenylate cyclase-activating G protein-coupled receptor signaling pathway. The record is from RefSeq and is a predicted model, not a curated record.